AUGAGUAAAGUAUUUAUACUCGGAUCAACGGGACUAGUUGGUUCCCAUCUUCUUACACAAUUAAGUGAAGCCAGUAACGUGGCUCAAUUGUUCACCGUAUCAAGAAGAGCACCUAAACUUGAAUCUCCCAAAUUAGUAGCUACAAUUGAACCUGACUCCAAGAAAUGGUUGGUUCCUACUGAUAAGGGAAUCGAUACUUAUAUUUCAGCUUUUGGUACUACACGUGCUGAUGCUGGAGGAGCCACACAAUUUAUUGAGAUUGACCAUGGUAUCAAUUAUGCUUUAGCCAAACUGGCAAAGGAAGCAGGUAUCAAAAGAGUUGUUCUUGUUAGUAGUAUGGGUGCCAACGCCAACUCUUGGUUUCUUUAUCCUAAGACUAAAGGCCAGUUGGAGAAAGAUAUCCUAGAUUUAGGAUUUGAAGAAACCAUCAUUGUUAGACCAGGUAUGCUUUUAGGAGCAAGAGAUAAGAAGAAACCUUUUAUGAAUGAUAUUGGUUUAUUCCUUUGUAAGACUCCAUUGAGUCGAUUUCUCCAUCCAAUCGAAGGCUCUGAUGUAGCCAAAGCCAUUGGCAUUCUUUUGAAUAAAGAUCACGUGACUGAUGGCCUGUCUAAACCAGUGGUCACUAUUGUUGAGCCUGCUGAUUUGAUCAAGUUGGCAAAGGCUUAA
Molecule: messenger RNA, 666 nt
Organism: Lizanozyma spartinae
Lineage: Eukaryota; Fungi; Ascomycota; Pichiomycetes; Serinales; Debaryomycetaceae
Gene: FMP52
Exons: 1
Coding region: 1-666 (221 amino acids)
Biological process (GO): import into nucleus
Cellular component (GO): cytoplasm
Source: RefSeq, a predicted model, not a curated record